Molecule: messenger RNA, 3567 nt
Organism: Apodemus sylvaticus (European woodmouse)
Lineage: Eukaryota; Metazoa; Chordata; Mammalia; Rodentia; Muridae
Gene: Ccdc120
Product: coiled-coil domain containing 120
Source: RefSeq, a predicted model, not a curated record
AAUUCUCUCCUCAGGUGAGACUCCUGGCUGUGGCCUAUGGGCCUCUGAGGAGGCAUUGUAAGUCUGCCCGGCUUCCCACUUACUGUGUCAGCACUCAAUGGGAAGGGAACCAAGGUCAGGCCAAGAGGCUCCAGACAUUGACACAGACUCUGCGAGGGGAAGCCAGGCUUUAUCCAGCCAUCAGCCACAAGGUCCAAACCGUGCAAGGAUGGAAGUCAAAGGUCAGCUGAUCAGCUCUCCUACCUUCAAUGCCCCAGCUGCCCUAUUUGGAGAGGCCGCCCCACAGGUGAAGUCGGACCGGCUUCGAGGGCUGCUUGACCGCCAGCGGGCCUUGCAAGAGGCCCUGAGCCUGAAACUUCAAGAGCUUAGGAAAGUGUGCCUGCAGGAGGCGGAGCUAACUGGUCAGCUGCCCCCUGAGUGCCCACUGGAGCCUGGUGAACGACCUCAGUUGGUACGCCGGAGGCCGCCCACAGCACGUGUCUACCCUCCACCACACUCCAAUCCAGUGCAGCACUCCUUGUGCCCUGCUGAGGAAUUGGCUCUUGAGGCCCUGGAACGAGAGGUGUCAGUGCAGCAGCAGAUCGCAGCUGCUGCCCGCCGUCUGGCCCUGGCCCCUGACCUCAACGGAGAACAGAGGCGGCGCAGGCGCCAGGUCCAGGUUGAUGCACUUCGAAGGCUGCAUGAGCUAGAGGAGCAGCUCAGGGACUUCCGGGCCCGCCUUGGCCUCCCGGUGCUCCAACCACUGCCACUGUCUGCGGGAGCACUAGUCAAUGCCCAGGGUGUCUGCCUGGGUACACGGCUCGCUCAGCUCAGCCAAGAGGAUGUAGUUCUGCACUCGGAGAGCAGCUCCCUCUCAGAGUCAGGGGCCAGCCAUGAGACCGAGGAGCCUCAUAGCUGUUUCCCUCUAACGGAGCGCCCAUCACCACCAAAAGCCUGGGACCAGUUUCGGGCAGUAUCUGGGGGGAGCCCCGAGCGACGUGCCCCAUGGAAACCUCCACCAUCAGAUAUUUACGGGGACCUAAAGAGCCGGCGCAACUCUGUGGCCAGCCCCACCAGCCCCACACGCUCGCUGCCCAGGAGUGCCUCCAGUUUUGAGGGGCGAAGUGUGCCUGCCACCCCUGUCCUCACCCGGGGCAGUGGCCCCCGGCUCUGCAAACCCGAAGGCCUCCAUUCUCGCCAGUGGUCCGGUAGUCAGGACUCCCAGAUGGCCUUUCCUCGGCCUGACCCUGCUUCGGAUCGGGCCUCCCUCUUCGCAGCUCGUACCCGCCGCAGCAAUAGCUCUGAGGCCCUGCUGGUGGACCGCGCGGCUGCUGGGGGAGCUGGAUCUCCACCUGCUCCGCUGGCUCCCCCUGCUGCUGGUCCCCCAGUUUGCAAGAGCAGUGAGGUGCUGUACGAGCGUCCCCAACCAGUCCCUUCCUUCUCUUCCCGUACCACCGGCCCCCCAGACCCUCCUCGGGCUGCCAGGCCGAGCUCAGCUGCCCCCGCAUCCCGUGGGCCCCCCCGGCUCCCACCGGUGUGUGGAGACUUCCUCUUGGACUAUCCGUUGGACCGAGGCUUGCCCCGCGGUUGGGGGGAGCUGCUGCCUGCUCCUGAAGUCCCAGGACCCCUUUCCCGCAGAGAUGGGCUCCUGGCCAUGCUCCCAGGUCCUCCGCCCAUAUAUGCGGCUGAUGGCAGCAGCCCCGUCCUCCGCAGCAAGGACCCCAACACCCGUGCCAUCCGUUCCAAGCCCUGUGGCUUGCCCCCAGAAGCUGUGGAGGGUCUGGAAGUGCAUCCCAACCCAUUACUCUGGAUGCCCCCGCCCACUCGGAUACCUCCAGCUGGUGAGCGAGGUGGCCACAAGAACCUUGCCCUGGAGGGGCUGCGGGACUGGUACAUCCGGAACUCGGGACUGGCCGUUGGUCCCCAGCGCCGGCCAAUGAUCCCGCACGUGGGGCCAACACACACCCCGUUCCUCCAUGCCCGCUGCUAUGAGGUGGGCCAGUCUCUGUAUGGCCCUCCCAGCCAGGCACCGCUCCCGCACUCCAGGAGUUUUACAGCGCCCCCUGUCUCUGGCAGGUAUGGGGGUGCUUUUAUUGAUGGGUAGGGGUAUUGGUUCAGAUGCUGACAGUAUCCUGACCUUGCAGGGACCGCAAGGCAGUGAGCUGUAGUCUUGGCAUGGAGUCACUAUCAGACCUAACUUAUAUUAGUCGUUGGGGCCCUGGUGAGGAGGGUCGUGGGUGUUGGAAGCAGUUCAUGCCAAGCUCUAGACGGGAGUUUCUAUCCUCCCUAGUGUAAGGCAGCUGUCAGUGAGCCUUGAAGUCAGGGUGCUGGGAGGAAGGGACUUGUGCUCUCCCUGGCUUUCUCUUCCAAGCUUACCCCAUGCUCGAGACCCUGAAGGUGCUGUCCUGUGCCUGUCUCCACCUCUUUAACAGCUGCUUUUCCUCUCUCUGUGUGUGUCCUAUCCGUCCUUUCCUCUCUUACCUUGUCUUCCCUACCUGUCUUCCGGAUUCCCGCUGUCCUUUCUAAAGAUACUACACGGACUUCCUGUAUCCCCCGGAGCUGAGCGCUCGUUUAAGUGACCUGUCGCUAGAGGGGGAGCAGUCUUCCAGUUCUGAUACCCAGACCCCGGGGACACUGGUCUGACCCUAAGCCCUGUGUCCGUCUGGACAAACUCCAGUCUGAGGAGCACACAGUCAACCUCGCUGAGCCCUGAGAUGUGGUUGCUCUUGGUCCUGAGGGACAACUGCCCGAUCUCACAGGACCCCUGGCUUCUUUUUGGCCCAGGAAGAUGUCUGAUACCCCUGCUUCUCUUCUCAUCCUGUGCUGGGGGGACUGGAGGACCCCAGCUAGCUUCAAAAAGGGGGAUAAUGGUGUGGGGACUGUGCCCCUUCCUCCAUUUCUGUUUACAGUUGUGAUUUAGUAUUCACUGUCUUUGCCCAACACUAGGUGUUUUAUAAAAGGGAAACUGUGAGCUCAUUCCUGGUUGGGUUCAUUCCUGUCCCCAUGCCCAGCCUGUUCCAUUCCAGAGCCACCACCCUGCCUCAACGAAAUGGACCAUAUAGAGUCUCGGGGCUGGGAGGGAGUCCACUGGGAACAGAACUCCCUGCCUCUGCCCGCUAGAGUCAUCGAGCAGAUGGACUUCUGUCCACAUUUGGAAGGAUGGAUGGCUUACGUGGGGUACCUGAAGGAGCUUUACCUCUCUCUCUGCCCAUAGCCUCUGUGCCGACCUUCCACAAUCAGAAGGCCAUAUAAGAGGUUGUCAAGAAACAGAGCCAUUUGAGUAUGUUGCAUCCUGGGAUGCUGCAGUGGUUAAACCUGGCAACUAGUGCAUGCCAGUAAAACCCUCAGGUGACAUCUGGCCAUGGGUCACAGGCCACAUCAUGUCCUCCUCGGCAUACCUUCUAUUUAUCACUUUUUAAACAAAUCCACAUAAGCUGUGUUUUCUAUAUUGUCUGUGACUUUCUGGAGCUGGGGGUUCCCCUACCCCCCUUACCUGGUGUUUAAAAUUUUCUUUUUGUACCAAUGGAUCUGGGCCCAAGACACUACUCACACUGGAAGGGGAUUUCUAUAAUAAAUGUAUAAACUGAA